AUGAGGACUCCAGAGAAGAAGAAGAAGAAGACGAAGACGAAGAAGAAGGAGGAGGAGGAUUUGACAGAGGAAGGCGCACGCUGGAUCCAUACGCUGCAUCUCAUUUCGGAGACUGCGUCCUACGGAGCUCCCGUGGUGCUCGAUCCAAACGCUGCCAAUUCUAAACUUAUACUGUCUGAUGACCUGACAAGCUUGAGGGACGAAGACGUGGCUGAUGUGCAGAGGAAGAAGGUUCCCGCUAACCCGGAGAGAUUUGAUGGGUUUCCCUGUGUUCUGGGCUCUGUGGGCUAUUCCUCAGGGACACACAUUUGGGAUGUGGAUGUGGGAGACAGCACUUUCUGGAUGCUGGGAGUCUCUACAGAGCCUGUCCAGAGAAAAGGUUUGCCCAGCGAGGUCUGGUGCAUCAGCUAUGACAGCGACACACUCGGUCUGAAGGCUCCUCAGGAGCCAUGCAUCCAUUUCCUUGAGUGCGAGAAACCGAAGCGAGUGAGAGUGAAGCUUGAUUUGGAUGAAGGACAGCUUUCAUUCUCAGAUCCUCUCAGCGAAACACUCUAUCACACCUUCACCACUAGUUUCAAAGAGAAGGUCUAUCCAUUCUUCUGCAAUCUGAGCAGCGUCUCUCUGAGGAUUGUGCCUGUGGUCGAGCCCUGUAAUUAAAGGAGAAAGAAAGUUUAUUUGGAAGUUUGUUUUGGUCUGGUUAUCGUUUGCUAUGCUGUCUUGUGAGUUCUGCAAGUUUACUUGAAGAAAGAAGAGAACACUCAAGAACACUUAGAGUCAGUUUUGCAGAGAAGAUAAAUCACUAGUUUGUAGUUUCUU
Molecule: messenger RNA, 816 nt
Organism: Ctenopharyngodon idella (grass carp)
Lineage: Eukaryota; Metazoa; Chordata; Actinopteri; Cypriniformes; Xenocyprididae
Product: E3 ubiquitin-protein ligase TRIM58-like
Exons: 2
Coding region: 1-657 (218 amino acids)
Molecular function (GO): protein binding
Source: RefSeq, a predicted model, not a curated record